AUGGAUAUUCGACAAUUCCCUAGUGUCCACUGGAUCUGGAGAGGAGGUAUCUCAUUCGUUUGCGAGGUUCACCCUUGCAUUGUGGUCAAGGUCCCGAAGUCAGAAGAAUUUGAAGGAGAACAAUUCGAUAAAGAGCUAGAGAUAUACUGGAUCUUCUCACGAAGUCCACCUUGCCCCUCUAUUGUGCAAUAUUUUCUCUUUUCAGGAAACGGCAUCUUUCUCGAGUACAUGAGAGAUGUCCUAAUUGAUCGCAACCGACUAAAACUAUCCGACUUUGAUUAUAAGGCUAAAAUUGGAACUAAUUACGAAGCUUAUAUAGCCCUAUAUGGUAAAAUACUCAAUAGUAACGAGGCGGUGAACCUAGAACUUUCGGUUUCCUCGGCUCUCGAAUAG
This is a messenger RNA of Penicillium concentricum, 393 nucleotides long. RefSeq lists its product as uncharacterized. The coding region runs from base 1 to 393 and encodes 130 amino acids. The record is from RefSeq and is a predicted model, not a curated record. NCBI's taxonomy places the organism in Eukaryota, Fungi, Ascomycota, Eurotiomycetes, Eurotiales, Aspergillaceae. The transcript is spliced from 2 exons.